GCGAGAGUUAUGCCGGCGUUUAUAUACCAAUGUUAGCCACAAAAAUAUAUUCACAUAACUCUACCAUCAAUUUAAAAGGCGUAGCAAUAGGGAACGGUCUAUUGCUAAACUACCAGGGUCAGCCAGAUUUAACGCAAUCAAAGUAUGACUAUUUCUUAGCGCACGGAUUGAUAACAACGGAUGCCUACGAGAAAAAGAUUGAAAGUUGCUGUGAGUGUACGGCCGGUGCGGUUCAACAUCAAUGCGAUUUCCUACGCCCGGCCAAUAAAACCAAAUGCGAGUCAGUACAGGUGGACACCAUGAAGAUGAACAACCCGUUCAAUAUCUACGACGACUGUCCCAUGGAUAAGGACUCUCUGGACAUGUUUGACACAUACAUUAGGCCUGAAUUUUUACGCAUUGGCAUUAAUUAUAAGCUGAACACAAACAACGGGGUGAGCGCACCGGUGCCCGGAUGUGUCACAUACGGUACGGCUACGUAUCUGAACACAGAGGCCGUGCGGACAGCCCUACACCUGAACACAAACAACGGGGUGAGCGCACCGGUGCCCGGAUGUGUCACAUACGGUACGGCUACGUAUCUGAACACAGAGGCCGUGCGGACAGCCCUACACGUAAGGCCCGGCAGUAAGAAGUGGUCGAUGGGUGGCGGACCCUAUGAUUGGCAACACUUUAAGACACCACAAGUGGAAACCGUUAAACAACUAAUAAAUACAUAUAAAAUACCAAAACUUAUUGUAUAUAACGGAGACUUCGAUACGGUUUGCAAUUUUAUUGGCGAUCAGAGGUUUGUCUCGAGUCUAGGCUUUCAAGCGGUCGGUCAUUACAGGGAGUGGACAGUCGACGGCACCAGUGAUGGAGUGAUCGGCGGUUUUAUACAGAAUUAUGAAAAAGGUUUGAGUUUUGUUGUGGUCAGAGGGGCCGGACAUAUGGUGCCCAAUAGUAAGCCCGAUGCGGGACUGCAACUCCUUAAAGGAUUACUUGGAUUUUUACAACAAUACAUGGCCGACACUGACGUCAAAAAUGGUGGUCGCAAAUAUGUUAUACCGCCGGUGCGAACAAACUUUGCGCACCACAUGUGCCCACUGGUGUCGGAUACCGGCAAAAUGGCCCAGUACCAACAGUGGUGGUUCGAGUACUCGCUGCACCCGCGCCACCACUUUGACCGUCGCAUCGGGUCCUCAAUGAUUGGCUGCGCCAGUCUUUUCUACCCGCACUGCAAGUCUGCCCAACGGUUUGAAAACGUGGUCAAAUGGGUGGGCCAUCUGUUCGUGUGGGACGACCACAACGACGCGGCUGUCGGCCAACUGUCACACCAGAGCUCACUCGCCGAUCCCAUCUUUGAGCAGUUGAGGCGAGCCGUGAAUCGGUUGGAAGGGCUGUAUAUGAGGGGCGAUUGCGGUCGCGAACCCAUGACCGCGUGGCGACCCUAUGUAAUGGCCACGUAUGCUGUGGUGGACGCUAUACUGGCCGACUUGAAUGCGGCGCAAAGGCGUCGGGUGAUCGACGGCUGGCGCCGGUAUAUCGACGGACAACAGUUGGAGAAUAAGAUGAUUGACCGACAAAUGGGAAAUACUGUUGAAGAGAUACAAAAGAUACGUAUGACGAGUGGAUCCGCCGAAACCAUGUUCGCGAUUAUUGAGUACUCGGACGGAGUGUCGGUGACGGACACCGAGUGGGCGGACCCCCGAAUGUCACGGCUCCGGGAGUUAAGCAAUUUGAGUAUACAAUACGUGAAUGACGUCUACUCUUUCGAAAAGGAAUUGCACGAAAAGAACGGCCAAAUUGAGCGCAUGUUUGUUAAUUUGGUCGCCCAUUACGUGCUCCGGGAGGGGCUCACUGUUGGCCAGGCUAUGGAAAAAACAUUGCACGCGUGUCGGGAAGUGGAGACCGAGUUCGAGUCCCUCAGCCGACAGGUGCACGAGUCGGCCGAUUUUAGCCCAGACGCCAAACACUAUGUCCGCAGUCUGGCCGCUAUGAUCGGCGGUAAUCAUCACAUGUCCGCUACAAUCACUCGCUAUAAUAACAUAUAC
Molecule: messenger RNA, 2033 nt
Organism: Medioppia subpectinata
Lineage: Eukaryota; Metazoa; Arthropoda; Arachnida; Sarcoptiformes; Oppiidae
Source: the annotation of a GenBank genome assembly